GGAGCGUACCUGGAGCUCGGCAAGCUCCGAGGCCGCGAUAAGCCGAUAAGACCCGCCAACAAAAUAAAAGCGUUCCCCGCAUUGGAUCAAACCACACCACUAAAACCAACCCACACUCGCAAACAACAACACCAACAACCCCUAGCACAAACAAACAAAAAGAACACCAAGAGAGAGAGAAAGAAAGACCACAAUGGAAGGACUCACUCCAACCCAACUAGCCUCCUUCCAAGAAAAAGGCUACCUAGUCCUCCCCGACCACCUAACGCCCUCCGAGAUCAGCUCCCUCCUCACAGAAACGCAGCACCUGCUCGACACCUUCCCACUGGACACGCACCCGCUGACGCAAUUCACGACCGGCGACGACCUCGACGAUAACAAACCGCACGUCGGCGACGACUACUUCCUGACGUCGGGCGACAAAAUCCGCUUCUUCUUCGAGCCCGACGCCUUCUCCGCAUCCCCCGACCCAGCCACCGGCAAACCCGCCCUCCUGAAGCCGAAACAGCAAGCGGUGAACAAGAUCGGACACUCGCUGCACAGUCUGUCGGCGCCGUUCCGGGCCGUGUCGCUGUCGGAGCGCAACGCAGCGAUCGCGCGGUCGUUGGGGUUCAAGGACCCCCGCGUGCUGCAGAGUAUGGUGAUAUGCAAGCAGCCGGGGAUUGGGGGCGCGGUGCCGCCGCAUCGGGACUCGGAGUUUCUGUAUACGGAUCCGCCGUCGGCGGUGGGGUGGUGGUUUGCGUUGCAGGAUGCUGGGCCUGGGAAUGCGACGCUCGGGAUGUAUCCCGGUUCGCAUCGCGGGAGGGCUGGGGGGAAGGUGCGGCGGAGGUUUGUGAGGAGGUCGAAUGAUGAGGGAGUGGUGGUGGGGACGGAGUUUGUGGAGGAUGAUGGGCCUGGGUUGCCGAGGGGCAUGGAGGAAGAGGUAGUGGAGGGGGAGGGGCCCAAGGAGGAGGAUGUGGAGGUUUUGGAGGUGAAGGCUGGGUCGCUGGUGUUGAUUCAUGGCAAUGUUUUGCAUAAGAGUGAGAAGAACACUAGUGAUCGGAGUCGGUUUGCGUAUACGUUUCAUGUUAUUGAGGGUGCGGAUGGGUGGAAGUAUGAUGAGAGGAAUUGGUUGCAGCCCCCCGAGGAUGGGCAGGGAUUUUCGAAGUUGUAUCAAUGAUUGAUCGAUCGUUACGGGUUGGUUGGGUCUGUGUUUGUAUGCAGCUUUAUGUGAUGGACGUCAAUAUCAUCAAUUGCGCUAGUUACAUCUAUAUUGCCA
This is a messenger RNA of Aspergillus pseudonomiae, 1258 nucleotides long. Its product is annotated as phytanoyl-CoA dioxygenase family protein. The record is from RefSeq and is a predicted model, not a curated record. The transcript has a single exon. NCBI's taxonomy places the organism in Eukaryota, Fungi, Ascomycota, Eurotiomycetes, Eurotiales, Aspergillaceae. Bases 194 to 1159 code for a protein of 321 amino acids.